GACAGAGUGACAUGUACACUCCUCCUCUUCCUUCCAUCUUACUAAACCAUAUUAAUUUAAAAAAAAAUGUUGGCUAUAUUUCACAAAGCUUUUGCUCACCCGCCAGAAGAGCUGAAGAGCCCAGCUUCUGAGUAUAGAACCCAGAAACCCAAACUCCCUGAGACCACUCUCCAAGACUUCCUCUCCGCUCACCCUUCCGACGCUUGCUGUGUCAGCUUUGAAGAUGCCGCCGUUCUUGCUUAUGUUCAUGUGCCACCCCACGCCUCUUCUUUCUUCCACCAAACCCCAAGGAUGUUUUGUGGGUACGAUGACAUAUACUGCCUGUUUUUGGGGAGCCUGAACAACCUGUGUUCCCAAAUAAAGCAGUACGGGCUGUCGAAAACCAGCAACGAGGCCAUGCUAGUUAUUGAGGCCUACAGGACACUUCGCGACCGUGGUCCAUAUCCGGCUGAUCAAGUUGUGAAGGAUCUUGAAGGAAGUUUUGCGUUUGUCAUUUAUGACAGCAAGACAGGAACCGUGUUUGUCGCCCUGGGUUGUGACGGCGGGGUGAAGCUGUAUUGGGGAAUUGGCGCAGAUGGAUCGGUGGUGAUUUGUGAUGAUAUAGAGGUCAUCAAAGCAGGCUGCGCCAAGUCAUUUGCAGCCUUCCCUGCAGGGUGCAUGUUCCACAGUGAAAAAGGGCUAAUGAGCUUCGAGCAUCCAAUGAAGAAGAUGAGAGCUAUGCCGAGGGUUGAUAGUGAAGGUGUAAUAUGCGGCGCUAACUUCAAAGUGGAUCUGUAUUCAAGGGUUAACAGCAUCCCUCGAGUUGGAAGUGAAGCUAACUGGGCUGAUCAAUGGACCCAAACCACCUAGCUACCUAAUAUAUGAAUGUAGUCGUCCAUCUGUAAAUAUAAUGUUUCCAUACAAUAUAAUAAUGCAAGCUAA
Molecule: messenger RNA, 921 nt
Organism: Ipomoea nil (Japanese morning glory)
Lineage: Eukaryota; Viridiplantae; Streptophyta; Magnoliopsida; Solanales; Convolvulaceae
Product: stem-specific protein TSJT1-like
Exons: 3
Coding region: 67-849 (260 amino acids)
Source: RefSeq, a predicted model, not a curated record